This is a messenger RNA of Amphiprion ocellaris (clown anemonefish), 2608 nucleotides long. RefSeq names its product interleukin 7 receptor (gene il7r). NCBI's taxonomy places the organism in Eukaryota, Metazoa, Chordata, Actinopteri, Pomacentridae. Gene Ontology annotation, cellular component: membrane; external side of plasma membrane. The coding region runs from base 15 to 1577 and encodes 520 amino acids. Gene Ontology annotation, biological process: cytokine-mediated signaling pathway; hemopoiesis; positive regulation of receptor signaling pathway via JAK-STAT. The transcript has 8 exons. The record is from RefSeq and is a predicted model, not a curated record. Gene Ontology annotation, molecular function: cytokine receptor activity; protein binding.
CUCAGCUGGAGGAGAUGCUGCUGCUGCUGCUGCUGCUGCUGCUGCUGCUGCCGGCUGGAACCCAGGAGCAGAGUGGAGACCAACAGGCCGACAUGGAGCCCAGAAUCAGCUGCAGCUCCCACAUCUCCACCUCAGGAUGCAGUCUGACCUGUGAGCUGCUGGGAGGCGGCAGCGAUGAUGAAGAUGCUGAGGAGGAUGAAGAUGGCAUCGAGAAGAUGAGCCUGUGCUACACCAACUGGUCGGACCAGGACCACCUCAGGUGUCUGGAGGAACCCGGAGACACCAUCAGCUCUGAAGACCUGAAGCCUCUGAUGAAGCUGAAGCUGACUGUCCACCUGAGGAGAGGGGGCAACCUCUCCACCACAGUCCACCUGACGGAGAUAGUUAAACCAAGGAGUCCUCAGGUGUGGAACGUCACCUUCGACCAGGACCUGAACCAGGCUGUGAUCCACUUCCAGACUCCUGACAACAAAGACUACCUGAGAGUGGACAACCAGGUGUUCCAGCUGCACAUCUGCACGGCGGGCAGCACCACGAUUCAAAACGUCUCAUCGAAGGACUUCCUGCUGAUCGACAUGGACCACCUCAAAAAGCACACCGAGUACCACGUCAAAGUGCGAGCGAUCCCUCAGAGGUUCAAGGGCAGCUGGAGCGAGUGGAGCGAGACCUUCAGCUUCUUCACUCCUGCUGAGAAGAAGCUCCCAGACCAGACCUACAUCCUGAUCGUGUGUCUCGUCUCGGUGCUGGUGAUGACUUCCAGCGGCAUCAUCUGCUGGAAAAACAAAAUAUUCGCCUACAUGUGGCCGAGCAUCCCGCAUCCCAAACAGACUCUGGUCCAGAUCUGCAAACCAAACAAGGGUCUCCUACUGAACUUCAAACCCGAGGUGUUCAGCGCUCUCAAGGUCUACCCGCUGGAGAAACCUGCCUGUGAGGAGAUGGAGCCUUCCAUCAGUCCUUGUACUGCUGAUGGUGUUCAGUCCAGUAACCCCAGCUCCAGCCAGAGCUCCUCCCAGAGCUCCACCCAGAGCUCCACCCAGAGCUCCACCCAGAGCUCCUCCCAGAGCUCCACCCAGAGCUCCUCCCAGAGGUCCAGCCAGAGCUCCUCCCAGAGCUCCUCCCAGAGCUCCACCCAGAGCUCCUCCCAGAGCUCCUCCCAGAGGUCCAGCCAGAGCUCCUCCCAGAGCUCCUCCCAGAGCUCCACCCAGAGCUCCUCCCAGAGCUCCUCCCAGAGCUCCACCCAGAGCUCCACCCAGAGCUCCUCCCAGAGGUCCAGCCAGAGCUCCACCCAGAGCUCCUCCCAGAGCUCCACCCAGAGCUCCACCCAGAGCUCCACCCAGAGCUCUGGCUGCAGGAGCACCACCAGCGUCAUCACCGAGGAGCUGGAGCUGACCGCCCUUCUGAGCUCGUCCUCAGGGGAGGACAGCCUCCAGGGCUCCAGUCCGUCCCACGUCCCCCAGCCGAUGGAGACACCAGGUUCUCCUGACCGGAUCAGCGCAGGGCAUGAGGUGGAGGUGUUCGGAGUGAGUCAGCAGGAGGAGGCCUACGUCACCAUGUCCAGCUUCUACCAGAUCAAGUAGUUGAAGCAGAGCAGCAGAAGGGCUGGAUCCAACCAAAGGACCUCCUGGUGCUGUAGCUGCUGGGUGGUCCAGGCUGGAGCCUCCUGGCUCAGAGCAUCAGUUUGCUGACAGAAGAUCUGCUGUCUCUGCUUGGAGCUACAUUUAGGCCAGAGCCACUCAUUCCAUGUUUCAGCCUCUAAUCCUGAAUGCUGUUCUCCAUCUAGACCUCAGAACUGCUCCUGAACCAACCAAUCACAAACUGCUCUUUAGAACGUUCCACUAAACAAUUAAACAACCGACGAUGUCUGACUCCCAGCCAGUAGACCUGCUGGAGUUCCUCCAUCAGACAUUCUGCUGAUGGAGAACUUCUUCCCCCCAGAGACCGAUGAGAACAGAUCCAUCAGAACAGAUUCAUCAUCAUUUUAUUUUGUCCAGUUUUUUGAAGUGCUGAAGGAACCUUGAAAGAUCAAACCCAGAACCUGAUGCGUCCAUCUAUCACCUCAAACGAUCCAACCUCUAGAACCGUUUCUGCAUGAUCAUCUUUAAAUUUAACCGACAGCUUUUGGCAUGCAGUAAAGAUAUUUAUGCUGAUAUUUGUUGGACUUUAGGUUGAUAUAUCAAAUACUUUCAACAGUUCUUCGCACGUUUUUGCUCUUUGAAACUCCAGAACUCUUCUUGGAUCAGACUGACGUCACUGCUCAGCUAAAGUUCAACAAAAAUCAUUUGAUUUCCGUUUCUGUGAUCCAGUACUUCAUAUUAAAGUAUUCUACAGGUUUACUGUAGUACUACUGUGAACCUGCUGGUGGACAGGCAGCUUUUCAUAAAUCCGUUCAGAGUAUUUGAUGUUUAACAGAUUUUUAUUUAAUCCUCCUGUUGUCCUGCGGGUCAAAUUGACCCGUUUUAAAGUUUGAAAAUGUGGAAAAAAAUAUUUUCACAGUCAAACUUCUGAUGUCCACAUUUUCAACAUUUUGGGGAAAUUUUUGAACAUUUUUUGGUGCAAAAAAAGAAAUGCUAAAAAAAAUGUUACUUUAAGAACAUUCACAAAAAAUCAA